AUGAAUCUUAAAGACUUGAUUGUGAAGCUGCCUGUCGAGUCAGACGUGCUCAAACGCGAUGGUUUGGCUAAGGGCCAUGGCCCACCUGUUGCAAAGGUCAAUCUGUUGGAGCGGGGCGGUCCCUCCAACAAAUGCUCCCGUCCUACUGCAAAAGACAAGGGCAAGAGGAAGCAGCCUGCGAGGAAGGUUGAAGGCAACUACUACAACUGUGGCGAACCUGACCACUUUUCCAAAGACUGCCGCAAGCCGAAGAAGAAGCCGACUGCCCACAUUGUUGAAAAAGAGUUCAAGGAUUGGGAUGAAAGUGACCAUGUUGCUGUGGUCACGGAAGAAGUCAACCUUGUUGAUAACAAAGAUCGCCAUUCUCUUAAGUUAAUUAAUCCGGAGAUUAAAUCGACGUCUUCAUCGAUCAACUCUCUGAAGCAUGAUCUGGUACGCCAGUCGUGCGUCCACGCGAGCUACCCAGCCGAGUGCUUAGCAGGCACUCCGCGGGAUCUGGCACGUGCAGCGGUGAAUGUGAGCCUGGCGCACGUGCGGAAGGUAAGGCAGUUUCUGAAGGAGGCGAAGAAGGGGAGCGACUGCGUGGAGGAGAUGGCGGACGAGCUGAGAAGGACGAUGUCGGCGCUGCGGCAGCUCAGCCGCCGGGGCGGGGACUUCCGGUGGGAGAUGAGCAAUGCGGAGACGUGGGUGAGCGCGGCGCUCACGUAUGAAGACACGUGUCUUGAUGGGUUUGACGAGAUUGAUGGAAAUGUGCGCUCCGAUGUGCGGAAGAAGCUCACUGAUGUGGCAACGGUUACCAGUAACGCUCUUUAUCUCAUCAACCUCCUCCACGAGUAG
Molecule: messenger RNA, 837 nt
Organism: Salvia splendens (bonfire salvia)
Lineage: Eukaryota; Viridiplantae; Streptophyta; Magnoliopsida; Lamiales; Lamiaceae
Product: pectinesterase inhibitor 6
Exons: 3
Coding region: 1-837 (278 amino acids)
Biological process (GO): negative regulation of catalytic activity
Molecular function (GO): nucleic acid binding; zinc ion binding; enzyme inhibitor activity
Source: RefSeq, a predicted model, not a curated record